Molecule: messenger RNA, 921 nt
Organism: Babesia bigemina
Lineage: Eukaryota; Apicomplexa; Aconoidasida; Piroplasmida; Babesiidae
Product: replication factor C subunit 4, putative
Exons: 8
Coding region: 1-921 (306 amino acids)
Biological process (GO): DNA repair; DNA-templated DNA replication
Cellular component (GO): nucleus; DNA replication factor C complex
Molecular function (GO): ATP binding; DNA clamp loader activity; DNA binding
Source: RefSeq, a predicted model, not a curated record
AUGACUACCGAUAUAUGGAUAGAGAAAUAUCGUCCCAGCUCUCUGAGCGACGUGCUCGGUAACCCCGAGAUCACGCGCCGUCUCGAGAUAAUCGCAAAGGAAGGCAACAUGCCUAACCUCCUGCUCUGCGGCCCGCCUGGCACUGGGAAGACAACGUCGAUUCUGUGCCUGGCGCACGAAAUGCUGGGAGAGCACUUCAAGAACGCGGUGCUGGAGCUGAACGCGAGCGACGACAGAGGUGUGGACGUCGUGCGCGAGACGAUUAAGAACUUCGCGAAGAAGUCGGUCGUGCUGCCUGAAAACAAGCACAAGAUCAUCAUUCUCGAUGAGGUGGAUUCCAUGACCGAGGCGGCGCAGCAGGCUCUGCGCCGCAUCAUGGAGAUAUACUCCAAGACAACCCGGUUUGCGCUGGCGUGCAACCAGUCGACCAAGAUUAUCGAACCCAUCCAAAGUCGCUGCGCUGUCAUCCGCUACGGCCGGAUGAAGGACGAGAUGAUACUCAAACGCAUGGUCGACAUUUGCAAGAUGGAGCAGGUUCAGUUCACUCAGGAUGGCAUGGAGGCGCUGCUGUUCACCGCGGACGGUGACAUGCGUCGCGCGGUGAACAACCUGCAGAACGUUUCCUCGGGUUUUGAUUUGGUGACAAAAGAGAACGUGUUUAAGGUUUGUGAUGUUCCGUCGCCCGACCUGAUCCGGAAGAUGCUCCAGGAUUGUCUCAAUGGGCAGUGGCGUCCGGCACACGAGAAGGCGUUGGAACUGCUUGCGUUGGGCCAUUCUCCGCUGGACAUUGUCGUGACAAUACGUAGCGUGAUCAAGGCGUUCAAGGCACCCGAGCAUGUGCUUUUGGAGUUCAUAAAGACUGUCGCGUUGACCCACAUGACCAUGGUCGGCGGUCUUUGCAGCCAGCUGCAGCUGGAGUAG